UAAACAAAAUAAAAAUGAUUUUACAAAAUCGGUGCACAAUAUAGACUUUUUAUCUUGUUAAAAGUUCACACUAUACUGAAAUAAUAGUUUUAAGCCACCAAUUGCACUGAACCCUUUUAUGUUGAUUUUCUCUUGAAUUUUACAAAUGUGAAACUCAAUUUCGUUUAUUGAAGAAACUAUUAUUGUUAAAAAAUCAUUCAUUAAUUAAACUUUUUGCACAGUGGUAGGCGAAUAUAUCAAUACAAGAAAGACGACUUUAAAAUUAUCCAGGUAUUAAACAGCAUGGAUACACAUAAGCAUGGAAGUCAAAAGAAGCUGACAAUUAAAAAAAGCUUCUAAACUUGUAAUAUGAAAAAAGCUUGUAAACGAUCAAAACCUAGAUAAAAAGUCGUCUUCAUUGAAUUGAUAUAAUCGUCUUCGAGUUACCAGUGUAUCAAAAUUAAUGACAGAUUUUGUUUAAAUUCAGUUUAAAUAAAUCCAAAGAAUAUGAAAGUUUAGAUGUGAUAAAGUACUGUUUCUGAAUUGAUCUAGAUAUACGUCAUGACACAAAUAAAACAAUUUAAAUAUAAAAAGAUGGAUUUGAAGGAGGGAGAUGAUUAUAUUCUGAUGCAUCCUGAUACUGUUAAAUAUAUCUGGUGCCCAGAUAUAUAUAUAGAUUUUGCGAAAGCUCUACGAGCUCCGAUGUUUUUGGUUGCACCGGCCUCACUUCGCAUCUACAGAAAUAGUACUUUAAGAUACGCCAGUCAAAUAAAUUAUGAUGUUGCUUGUCCAAUGAGCUUCCAGAGAUAUCCUCAUGACACACAGAUUUGUAAAGUCAAGUUUGAAAGUUAUGGGCACACCAGUGAUAAGAUGGAUGUACGAUGGAAGCGAGGUUUAGAUGCGAGCAAAAUAACAGAGAAUAAUUCUAUAUCGCUUGCUCAGUUUGAUUAUGCUGUGAGUUUCGAAGAAGAGUACAGAGAGGCAAUAGCGUCAGGAGAAUAUCCAGGGGUUAUAAUGACAAUUGCUCUUAGAAGAAAACUCAGUUAUCAUCUUCUUCAGACCUUUCUUCCCUCUGCUCUAUUUGUGAUUGUAGCCUGGCUCUCUCUAUUUCUUCCACCUGAGUCAAUUCCUGGACGAAUAGCAAUGGCAAUGACGACCUUGCUAACUUUAGCUGCCAUGUUUGGUGCUGUCAGGUAG
Messenger RNA from Eurytemora carolleeae, 1176 nucleotides. RefSeq names its product gamma-aminobutyric acid receptor subunit pi. Gene Ontology annotation, biological process: chemical synaptic transmission; chloride transmembrane transport; nervous system process. Gene Ontology annotation, cellular component: neuron projection; membrane; synapse. Gene Ontology annotation, molecular function: neurotransmitter receptor activity; chloride channel activity; extracellular ligand-gated monoatomic ion channel activity. NCBI's taxonomy places the organism in Eukaryota, Metazoa, Arthropoda, Copepoda, Calanoida, Temoridae. The transcript has 9 exons. The record is from RefSeq and is a predicted model, not a curated record. The coding region runs from base 541 to 1176 and encodes 211 amino acids.